AUGCUGUCACAAGGAGACCAGAUAUUGGACCAGCUGCGCCAGUACGACGUGCGUAAGAACCUGCAGCGCACGCAGUCGGAGCUCGUCGGCGAGUUUGCGGACGACGAGCUUGCCGGAAACAUGGGGCGCGCCAAAAUCGACGACCUCCAGCAGAUGACCCGUCGCCACGCUUACACAGCGCUCAAGAUCAAGGACGACCGGCCCCGGUACGUGCCGCCGAUCAACUUUGCCACGGUCGAGUCGGAUUUGUACCGGUCGGGCCAUCCGCAGCCCUCCAACUUUGAGUUCCUGGACACUUUGAAUCUGAAGACGAUUGUUUACAUUGGGGACAAGACGGACAACUACGACUACUACAAGUGGAUAGCUGGCCACGCGGGGGACAGGACGAUCAGUUUCCGGUUUUUCAAGGUGAAGCCGCCGUCGACGUUCGGGACGUCGCACAUGUUCAACGACGAGGUGGCCUUGAACACGGUGCUGAACCUCGUGGCCAACAGGGAGAACUACCCGAUUCUGAUCCACUCGAACAAGGGGAAACAUAGGGUGGGGGUCCUUGUGGGGUUGAUCCGGAAAUUUCUGCAAGGGUGGAGUCUGAGCGGCACUUUUGACGAGUACGCCAAGUUUGCGCGCGAAAAGGGCGAGGGCGACCUCGAGUUCAUCGAGACGUUCAAGCCCAUCAUCAAGAUCGACCCGGAGCGCAAGCCCGAGUUUGUGCGGUGCGACUAG
This is a messenger RNA of Ogataea angusta, 723 nucleotides long. RefSeq lists its product as uncharacterized. Gene Ontology annotation, biological process: protein dephosphorylation. Gene Ontology annotation, molecular function: inositol diphosphate tetrakisphosphate diphosphatase activity; phosphatase activity. Gene Ontology annotation, cellular component: cytoplasm. The record is from RefSeq and is a predicted model, not a curated record. Lineage: Eukaryota; Fungi; Ascomycota; Pichiomycetes; Pichiales; Pichiaceae. The coding region runs from base 1 to 723 and encodes 240 amino acids. The transcript has a single exon.